Beta vulgaris subsp. vulgaris (sugar beet) is the source of this 1728-nucleotide messenger RNA. RefSeq names its product argininosuccinate synthase, chloroplastic. The transcript has 10 exons. Bases 111 to 1574 code for a protein of 487 amino acids. NCBI's taxonomy places the organism in Eukaryota, Viridiplantae, Streptophyta, Magnoliopsida, Caryophyllales, Amaranthaceae. Gene Ontology annotation, molecular function: argininosuccinate synthase activity; ATP binding. Gene Ontology annotation, biological process: urea cycle; L-arginine biosynthetic process. Gene Ontology annotation, cellular component: cytoplasm. The record is from RefSeq and is a predicted model, not a curated record.
CCCUUCAUUUCAUAGUUUCAGUUAAACCCAGAAAAAUCUUAUUCUGAUCAUAUUGUCAGUGAGAGAGUGAAGAGAAAGCUUGACGAUUUGGUGGGUGAAAUUACAAAAUAAUGGCUCAAUUGCAUGCUUUUUCUGCUGCUUCUCCCACUAAUUCAUUCUUCAAUUCCCCUAAAAUUUCAGCAUGUACAAAGGUAUGCUGCUUAAGAAGAUGGUCUUUGAAUCCCAAGUUGGGUGCAAACUUGAGUGAAUUCUGUGGCAAUGCAGUUGUUCAAAACAGCAGGUGCAUUAGUGAAGUUCAGAAGAAACAAGCUAUCAAAGCAAUCCUAUCAAGUGACAAAGAGGUAGAAACCAAUGGUAGAGGGCUACGUGGUAAAUUAAAUAAAGUGGUUCUAGCGUACAGUGGUGGCUUGGACACAUCAGUAAUUGUCCCAUGGCUGAGGGAAAAUUACGGCUGCGAAGUUGUUUGUUUUACAGCCGAUGUUGGCCAAGGGCUACAAGAAUUAGAGGGUUUGGAGCAAAAGGCAAAGGCUAGUGGAGCGUGCCAAUUAGUGGUGAAGGAUUUGAAAGAGGAAUUCGUCAAAGAUUACAUAUAUCCUUGCUUGCGUGCGGGUGCCAUCUAUGAGAGGAAGUAUUUGCUUGGUACUUCAAUGGCUCGUCCUGUCAUCGCAAAGGCUAUGGUGGAUGUUGCUAGAGAAGUUGGAGCUGAUGCUGUUUCUCAUGGGUGCACUGGAAAAGGGAAUGAUCAGGUCCGUUUUGAGCUUACAUUCUUUGCUCUUAAUCCUGCCCUCAAUGUUGUUGUCCCAUGGAGGGAGUGGGACAUCAGAGGAAGAGAAGAUGCUAUUGAAUAUGCCCAAAAGCAUAAUGUUCCUGUUCCUGUAACAAAGAAAUCUAUUUAUAGCAGAGACAGGAAUUUAUGGCACCUUAGCCACGAGGGAGACGUCCUGGAGGACCCUGCAAAUGAGCCAAAGAAGGAUAUGUACAUGAUGAGUGUUGACCCGGAGGAUGCACCUAACACGCCUGAAUACAUUGAAAUUGGCAUUGUUUCUGGAAUCCCUGUGUCUCUCAAUGGAAAAGAACUCUCCCCAGCAACCUUAUUAUCUGAGCUCAAUGACAUAGGAGGGAGACAUGGAAUUGGACGGAUUGACAUGGUUGAAAAUCGGUUGGUGGGUAUGAAGAGUCGUGGGGUAUAUGAAACUCCAGGUGGAACCAUCCUUUUCAGUGCUGCCAGAGAACUUGAGGCUCUGACCCUUGAUAGGGAGACGAUGCAAGUAAAGGACUCCCUCGCCCUCAAGUAUGCAGAGCUUGUUUAUGCAGGUCGUUGGUUUGAUCCACUUCGUGAGUCCAUGGAUGCUUUCAUGGAGCAAAUCACAAAAACAACAACUGGUUCAGUUACGCUCAAAUUGUACAAGGGUUCUGUCACGGUAACCAGUAGGAAAAGCCCGUAUAGCUUGUACAGGGAAGAUAUAUCAUCGUUCGAGACUGGACAGAUUUAUGAUCAGGCAGAUGCUGGUGGUUUUAUCAGACUCUAUGGUUUACCCAUGAGAGUUAGAGCCAUGCUUGAGAGGGGGAUGUAAGACCCUAAUUAAGACCUGUAUUUUUAGCUGGACAUUGGUCCUUCUGGGCCAUUUUUUUUUUGAGAAGUUGCACUAGAGUUGUAUCACCAUAAUCUAACCUGGCUUCACCAGCAAUUGACUCAAAAUUUCUGAAGGGGGAUGGGUGAUUGGUCAA